Tripterygium wilfordii is the source of this 728-nucleotide messenger RNA. RefSeq lists its product as uncharacterized. Gene Ontology annotation, cellular component: nuclear speck; cytosol. Lineage: Eukaryota; Viridiplantae; Streptophyta; Magnoliopsida; Celastrales; Celastraceae. Gene Ontology annotation, biological process: maintenance of rDNA; negative regulation of double-strand break repair via homologous recombination; regulation of sister chromatid segregation. The coding region runs from base 84 to 551 and encodes 155 amino acids. The transcript has 4 exons. The record is from RefSeq and is a predicted model, not a curated record.
AAAGAAAACCCUAAUUAAAUAUUGAGGAGCAUAAAGGGUGGUUCUUUCAGUUCCGAAUUUUUUGUUUGGGUUGAGAGAGAGAGAUGGAUUACAGUUUAGCGGCGUUGAAGGUAGUUUGUGCCCAACUCAAAGACGCCCACGAUGUUCCUUCUCAAAACGCGUUGACUCUCGGAGGCAUUCUCUUCCAACGAGCAUGGUUGCAGGGCAUUUUGGUCUCGAACUCCGGAGAUGGUCGAUUUCUCCUCGACGACGGCACCGGCGUCAUUGAACUCCACCUCUCGGGCGACUUCCGCUCCCGCGAAUGGGAUGUAGGUUGUACAUGUUUCUUUCUUCUUUCAUCGACCUUUUUAGUGCGCCUAUUAGUGCGGCUCCUUGGACUGUAUGUGAUGGUGGUUGGAGGAUAUUUUCUUCGUAAGGGAGACACGCCCAUGGUCAAGGUUCACAAGAUAGUUGAUCUCUCACCAUUUCCAGAUCGAGAAGCAAUGUGGUAUCUUGAAGUUAUUGAAGCAUACAAACUGUUCUACCAACCUUUAAUUGAAGAAUUUGUAUAGAUGUUUACCACUUCGUGGAUUUUGCGUCUUUUAUAGGAUUUCAGAUUAUGCAUCCAGUUACUCUGUCCCUGAUGAAAUGGGGCAGGCAGAUUCAAAGCUUAAAUUUUGCUGUUGGAUUUGCUCAUUGAACAAAGAAGAAUGUUGCUUAAUGAAAUGAAAGCAUUUUUUAUUUGUUUA